AUGGCUGUGCUUCUUCAUCUCAUCACGCUCUUCUCUCUCUUAGCCAUACUUUCAAUCGCGGAAAGUAUAAACAUCGACUGUGGAUCAACUGGAUCCUACGUAGACUCGAACAAUGUAACAUGGGUCGGAGAUAAAGGCUUCGUCACGACCGGUGAGCCCAUGAAGCUUCCAAACGUAGUUACGAAGCCGCUCAACACCCUCCGGUACUUCCCAACCGGCCAAACCAACUGCUACACCAACAUUCCGGUGACAAAACGCCAGAAAACACUAGUGAGGACAAAGUUUUACUACGAGAACUACGAUGGUAACUUUUCCCCGCCAUCUUUCGACUUGGUGUAUGAUGGGAACCACCGCGAUUCCGUUGAAAUCACUGAGUCUUUGCUCAACAACGAGGAGACGUUCUACUACUCGGAGUUGAUAUUUUCUCCGGGGAAUGAGAGUAUUAGCGUAUGCCUCCUUCGUACGUCUCCAUCUGACAACCCUUUUAUAUCUUCCAUUGAAGUUUAUAGCUUAGACGUGGGAAUGUACGCGGAUCUUGGUCCCAAUGAAGGUCUGAUUACCAAACAAAGAACUGCUUGCGGUGCCAAAGAGAGUAUAAGUUACCCGUUAGAUCCUUACGGUAGGCCAUGGUACCCGUUAGGCGCCGAUGAUACACUGGCCGAUCUAACGACCUCAGCCCCGUCGAUAGAUAUCACAGGGGCGUCGAACAAGCCGCCAGAGGUUGUUAUGUCGAAGGCAUCAUCAUCGUUAGGAGAAAGCAUAAAACUCUCUAACUUGGCGCUCCCCUUAACCGGUCUACCGGUAUACUUGGCUCUUUACUUUUCGGAGCCUCAGACUCUAGGUCAGACCCAAAAACGGUCAUUCAACGUUUUCUUGGAUGAGACCCAAGUGGGUUCGGGUCCCAUCAUUCCGGUUUUUGGGAAAGCAACUCAAGUCGUUUUGAGAGAUGUAGUGGCCACGUCAGGGUCCCAAAUAGUAUUUCAGUCCACUGGUAACUCCGGUUUGCCACCCAUCAUUAACGGUGUGGAGCUGUUUUCGAUAAGUAACAGCCGGAAUGGUGGAGGCGGAGGCGGAGGGGGAGGCGGAAGCCAAAGCAGCGGUGGGAAUAAUGGUUCUGGAGGUGGGGCAAAAAACAAUGGAGUAAAGAAGACGAAAAGCAAAUUACCACUCAUUCUUGGAAUUACGCUCGCCUCUGCGUUUGCAAUUCUCUCAUCAACGUUUGGAGCUAUUUUCUUGAGAAAGCGUCAAAAUGCUAAGCCACAGUCCAAUACCACACCAACUAUUUCCACAGGAAAUGGGACAGGUACCGGAAUGUCACCUCUAGUUGGAAAGCAAUUUGCUAGUGAUACAGACCACUCUUAUGCUGUUCAAGAUGAUCAUCACUGACAUGGUUCCCAGUCGUCAACGAGCUACAUCCAUGUGUUAUUAUUCUAAAUGUUUUUUUUUUAAUUUUAUGAUAUUUUUUCUUACAAAGGCUCUUCUCUGUAAUUGUUAUCCGACCAACAAUUUUU
Messenger RNA from Eruca vesicaria subsp. sativa (arugula), 1511 nucleotides. The record is from the annotation of a GenBank genome assembly. Lineage: Eukaryota; Viridiplantae; Streptophyta; Magnoliopsida; Brassicales; Brassicaceae.